This is a messenger RNA of Phragmites australis (common reed), 1795 nucleotides long. RefSeq lists its product as uncharacterized. Bases 206 to 1513 code for a protein of 435 amino acids. Lineage: Eukaryota; Viridiplantae; Streptophyta; Magnoliopsida; Poales; Poaceae. The transcript is spliced from 5 exons. The record is from RefSeq and is a predicted model, not a curated record.
CCCCUUUUCCCCUGCCGCGGACGGGCGAAACCACCCGGUUUCCCUCUGUUUUUCCGACGCCCCCGUCGCUCCACGCCGCCCCGGCACCGCCGCCUCCACCCGUUCGCCCCGGUAACGCCCCGUUUAUCCGUGCCCCCACCCUCUCUCACCUCUCGCUCGCCUGCCUCCUCGUCGCCCCUGUCUCCUCUCGCCGCAGCGAGCCUGGAUGGUGGGCGACCUGUCCCUCCUCGCCGUCGCCUCCGCCUCCCCCGUCGUCUUCCCGCCAUCCAAGGAGCUCCAUGGCGUGCUGCCGUUCCAGGGGAAGAGGCCGCAGGACGCCGCCUCCGCGAGGCAACUCUGCGCGCCGUUGCAGCAUCAGCAACAGCAUCUCGAGGGGCUGCCUUUCCAGGGGCUGCCCGUGCAGAUUAUGGUGACCGGCCAUCAGGGCCGGCCCCUUCCGGCUGCCUACCAGGCCUUCGCAGUGCCCGACAAGGCGACACUAGUAGACGUGCAAGAUUCUCACCCUGACUCAGUUCGACUUAGCCUUGGGAUUGCUGAGCAAUGUGCAAGGCAAGAGAAAAUCCUGAAGUUUCUAGUGUCAGGGUCUGAUGUGAAAGAACUUGAUGAAUCUUUGCUAGCUGAAUUCACAGGACAUCAGACUCUGGCAAUGAACAUGGGAAGUCAACCAUAUGUACCGGAUGAUAAGUUAUCUAUCUAUGAAUUUGGGUUGGAUAUGGAUGAGCCCCAACAGUAUCUGCCGGAGAAACAACUUGUCAUCCCUGAUCCUCUUGUUGACUUUGUUCAGUCCCAUGGUUCGGCUCUUACUUUCGAUCAAAAUGGCUGGGUCCUAUUCACUGGCAAUGGCGAUGAGAUGAGAGACUUACUCUCAGUUUUCCUAGAGUUCAACAUGUCUAAACGAGAACCAACUGGCUGCAAGGCUGCAUUUCUAGUUCCAUACUUUGGCAGGAAAAGGCGUGCCCGGGUUAACAGCCAAGUAUCCCAUUCAAAAUUACUAACCACAGCUGAUGCUUCAAAAAGCACUGAUGUGAAGUCAAAAUCUUCAUCAAAGAAGAAACAGAAAGGGAAAAACAUCAAAGAACGUGACUUGUAUCAGAAGAACUAUAUACACGCUAGCGAAGCAUUUUUAUCCAUCCUACUGGACAAGGACAAAAACAGCUCAACAAUUCUCUCACUGAAAAAGUCUGGUCCGGAGAUCACUGAACUUUUGGCACAAUGCUCUAUUGGUAUUGCUGGAACUGGCUUGGCUAUUCUUCUAUCAGUUGUGUGCAAGAUGGCUACCGGCAUGAGGACACCUUUUGCUUCAGCUGGACUGCUGAGCACCAGUGUUGGAUUUGGGCUCUUUUGGCUCUCCUGGGCAGUCAACAGAUUGCGAGACACCAUCGCCAGCAUUUUCAGAAGCCCAAGUAACAUGAACUUUGAGGAUGAGGUAGCAGUGAGAAUACAAAAAAGCACGAACGAAGUUCUCUUCACAGCUGUAACUCUCUUGGCUAUCACUGCAUUGAAGUUUGCAUGAGCUGUCACCGUGCUAUUUUUAGUUUUCCCGACCCAUCUGUGAUAUAUAAUUCACCUUUUUGGUUCAGGAGAGAGUAUUGCUGCAGUACUGCUUCUGUAGGACUUAGUUCAAAAUGCCGGAAUCAUGAUUCUCAUUUCUCAUUGAUGUUGUAGAAAAUGAGCUAAGUUGUAAAUUGUACAGAAUUUUGCGGGGAGCUCAGUGUAUAUUGAAGAUGGAUUUUGCUUAUCUAUGUGAACGUUGAAUAAUGUGAUUGUCCAGAUCAUAUUUAUAUUUCUGUCAGAG